UUAGGGCGCGUUCGGUAUUGUUUUUGGAAACAGUUUUCUGUUUUACAAAUCCUAAAACAGCCGUAGAACGCGUCUGGCAGAUUGAAUUCCUAAUCCGAUGAAAACUCUAUCUUAAAUACAGAAUCAAUUUUAGUCUAUAUUUUCCAAAACGAUAUAUCAGCGUAUCCUUCAUUCUUUGAAAAUAGAAUCCUAAAUUUGUGAAACGCGGGAUGCUGAAAGAGAAGAGCGGGAUUUCUUGUUUCCGUAAAAGAUUGCAGCGCGGGAUGAGAGCGCGGCAAAGUUUUGCCCAAAGGCUCUAUAUAUUCAUCGAUUCAUUGUUCUCUGACAAUCCAUAUCUAGUCGCGUUCAUCUUCUCCAGGAAGCAGAGCUUCGUUUGGACUCUACUGCUCUAGGUAGGAAGACAGAAGCAAAGGCGGCCUCUCUACCCACACUCGUUUUGACGCUACUGCUCCUGUAGGUACUAAAGAUGAUUAUAGACAUGGAAGAUAGUGACUCGGAUAGUUCUUCAGAACUAGACGAAAUGGCACAACACAUGAUCAUUUGUAUGAACAUUUAUGAUUAUUGGUCUUCAUACAUAGACAAGGUUCCUUGCCAUACAUCGAUUUUAUCUGGAGCUGAAUAUGUGCAAGAGUUGCUGAAUGGACAUCCAGAUAGAAUAUAUGACUCAUUUCGCAUGGAUAAACAUGUAUUUCAAAGGUUGUGUUGCACGCUUAAGAGUUUAAAGUUAUUAGAAGAUGAUCGACAUAUAGGUGUCCAAGAAGCCGUGGCGAUUUUCUUAUAUAUAGUAUCUCAUAGUGAGCGUAUGAGAAUGGCUGCUGAGCGCUUUCAACGAUCAAAGGACACUAUUCAUCGACAGUUUAAGCGUGUAUUAGCAGCCUUGUGUAUGUUAUCACCACAGAUUAUACGUCCUCAAAGUCAAGGAGAAACACCUCCUGAAAUUUUGAACAAUCCAAAGUUUUAUCCAUAUUUUGAGAAAUGUAUUGGGGCAAUUGAUGGAACACAUGUCGCUGCAUGGGCUCCAGCUCAGAAACAAACUUCAUAUCGUGGUAGGAAGGUUCUUGUUACCCAAAAUGUCAUGUGUGCAUGCUCUUUUGACAUGAUGUUCACCUUUGUUUACACUGGAUGGGAAGGGACUGCAAAUGAUUCUAGGAUCUUUGCAGAUGCAGUGACCAGGCCAGAAAAUAAAUUUCCAUUUCCAAAUGAAGGAUAUUAUUAUGUUGUGGAUGCUGGAUACACAAACAUGCCAGGAUUCUUAGCUCCUUAUCGAGGUGAGCGGUAUCAUUUGCGUGAUUACAGAGGACCUCGUCGUACACCGAGAGGCCCUAGGGAAUUGUUCAACUACAGACAUUCUUCAUUGCGAAAUGUAAUUGAGCGAUGUUUUGGUGUAUUGAAAGCGCGUUUUCCAAUUUUAAAAUAUAUGCCUAAUUAUCCUCCAAGAAGGCAACGACGUAUACCUAUUGCAUGUUGUGUUUUACACAAUUUUAUUCGGAAGGAAGCUCGUCGUGACAGAUUGUUUGAAGCUUUUGAUGUAGAAGAUAUGAUUUUUGAGGAGGAAAACAAUACACCAACGAACUUAGAUAUGUCACAAGAGAACCUUGCACAGAUGACUAAUGUUAGAAAUGAAAUUGCAGAAGACUUGUGGCAAGAUUUUAUCCCUCACCCUUAGAUUGUUAGGUGAUAAUCAAUUUUUAAUGCAAUUUUUAUUUGGAUUGUAUGAUUUUUUUCGACAAAGUUUGGAUUGUAUGAUGAUAUGACAACUUUGUUUUGAAUAUUUUGAGGAAUUAAUUUUAAAUUAAUCAGUUA
Rosa rugosa (rugosa rose) is the source of this 1803-nucleotide messenger RNA. RefSeq lists its product as uncharacterized. Lineage: Eukaryota; Viridiplantae; Streptophyta; Magnoliopsida; Rosales; Rosaceae. The transcript has 5 exons. The coding region runs from base 467 to 1666 and encodes 399 amino acids. The record is from RefSeq and is a predicted model, not a curated record.